Molecule: messenger RNA, 765 nt
Organism: Falco peregrinus (peregrine falcon)
Lineage: Eukaryota; Metazoa; Chordata; Aves; Falconiformes; Falconidae
Gene: NENF
Product: neudesin neurotrophic factor
Exons: 4
Coding region: 214-705 (163 amino acids)
Cellular component (GO): endomembrane system; membrane
Source: RefSeq, a predicted model, not a curated record
GGGUGGAAACGGAGGCCUUACGAGCAGCGGCCUGUUGCGGUGCCGGCGCACCCCGCACCGCGCAGAGCCCCCACCGCCGCUCGCUGCUGCGGGGCAGCUCCCCGCGCACAUGCGCCGUGCUUGAGCCCUUCCCACCCACGUUCGGCCACUACCGGCGGCAGGGACCCGCUCCCGCCGCCCAGAGGAGGGUCCCGGCCCCCCCGCCCCGGUGGCAUGGCGGCGGGCGCGGCGCGGGUGCUGCUGGCCGCCCUGCUGGGCGUUCUGCCGGCCGCGGCCGAGCGGGAGCUGCGCUUCAGGCCGCCGGCCGAGGCCCCCGUGCGGCUCUUCACCGAGCCCGAGCUGGCCAGAUACGACGGGCAGCAGGAAGGACAGCCCAUUUACCUGGCGGUGAAGGGAGUAGUAUUUGAUGUCACUUCUGGAAAAGAAUUUUAUGGAAGAGGAGCCCCAUACAAUGCUUUGGUUGGAAAAGACUCAACAAGAGGAGUUGCAAAGAUGUCUCUGGAUCCGGCAGAUCUUACACAUGACAUAACAGGACUCACAGAAGAGGAACUGAAGUCCCUGGAUGAUAUCUUCAAUAAUGUUUAUAAGGCCAAAUAUCCAAUUGUUGGCUAUACUUCUCGACGAAUUCUCAAUGAGGAUGGCAGCCCCAAUCUAGACUUUAAACCUGAAGAUCAGCCACAUUUCAACAUUAAAGAUGAGUUUUGAGGAACAUUUUUGUACCUAGAAAAUGCCCAGGGAGAGGCACAAUAAAACGUUAGAUUUUGA